Macrosteles quadrilineatus (aster leafhopper) is the source of this 3651-nucleotide messenger RNA. RefSeq names its product protein disulfide-isomerase TMX3 (gene Tmx3). Gene Ontology annotation, molecular function: protein disulfide isomerase activity. Gene Ontology annotation, biological process: peptidyl-cysteine oxidation. The coding region runs from base 140 to 1483 and encodes 447 amino acids. The transcript has 14 exons. NCBI's taxonomy places the organism in Eukaryota, Metazoa, Arthropoda, Insecta, Hemiptera, Cicadellidae. The record is from RefSeq and is a predicted model, not a curated record. Gene Ontology annotation, cellular component: endoplasmic reticulum.
AUGAAAAUGAACAGAUGCUUGCCUUGGUUAUGUCGUAAUAAACUAUGGACAAUUUAAUUAUGUAUACAUUCAGACAUAAAAUUAGUUAUUUUAACAAAAAGUAGAAUAGUUAAGAAACUUAUCUAUCUUUAUCUGUACUAUGGCUCCUUUAAUGUACAAUGCUGUAUUACUUUUAGGUCUCCUUCAACUGGUGAGAGGUUCACGUGUAUUGGAGUUAAGUGACAGGUUUCUGGAUGUUAAAAAAGAUGGACAGUGGCUAAUAAUGUUCUACGCCCCGUGGUGUGGCCACUGCAAGCGACUAGAGCCUGUGUGGGGGCAUGUGGCUCAGUCUCUGUACAACACCAACAUACGUGUCGGCCGAGUGGACUGUACCAGGUUCACCAGCAUGGCUACCAAGUUCGGAGUCACUGGGUUCCCCACAAUCAUGUUCCUGAAAGGAGACGAGGCAACUCACACGUACCACGGAGACCGGACCAAGGAGGAGAUUAUCAACUUUGCCAUGAGAGUGAGUGGUCCUCCAGUACAGCCAAUCACAAGGUCCGAGAGUCUUGACCAUCUCAAGGCUAACAACCCAUUGUUCUUUGUCUACGUGGGAGAGUACGAGGGGCCAUUGUGGGAAACUUACUACCAAGUGGCAGAAAUGUUUCAACCUCAUGGAUUUUUUUACUCUGUUUCACAAGACAUUGCAAGGAAACAUGUACGGCUGAAAGAACCACCAGAGAUUUUUGUGCACAAGGAGAAAACCCAUUAUUUCUUUGAAGAAGGAGAGAUGAGUGUUGGAGGGCUCAAUGCCAGCCUUUCAGAGUGGGUUAACAAUGAGAGGUUCAGCACCUUUGUCAAAGUUACCCGGACCAACAUUGACCAGCUGAUGAGGACCAACAAGUUCCUGGUACUAGCUGUUGUUCAGGAGAAUAAACUGCAAGAAGUACCUGAGGAGAUGAUAGAGUUUAGAGAUAUGAUUGAGUCAGUAAUCAUGAACAAUAGGGAUAGGUAUCACAAGUGGUUCCAGUUUGGGUGGGUUGGUAGCCCUGAGCUGGCCAACUCCAUCGCCAUGACAGAGUUACCGCUACCGUACCUGCUGGUGGUCAACUCCACGACGGAGCAUCACCACAUGCCAGAUGACGAGCCACAUCGGCUCACUCCGGCCGCAAUACAUCUGUUCCUUCAGGCUGUACUUAACCAGUCAGCUCCGACGUAUGGAGGGAACACACUGCCAGUGCGGUUGUACAGGCGUUACUUCGAGGCUCGCUCCUCGCUAUCUGAAAUGUGGCGAGGUAAUCCGGUGUUGACGGCCGUACUGUUUGGCCUACCUCUCGGCUUCCUCAGCCUUAUAUGCUACUCCAUCUGUUGCGCCGACAUCAUGGAUGCAGACGACGAGGAAGAAGAAGGCGCAGGUUCUGAAGAAACCUUUUUCAUUGAGGAAGCCACUAAUGAUUCAAAAACGCAGAGCAAAUCUAAUGAAAUGCAUGAGAAGAAAGAGUAAAAACGGAGACACCAUUCAAGUGCAACACCUCGCUUCUUUCAUUCCGCAUUUAAAUUAUUAUCUAACCAUUUGUUGUGAUCAUUAGGCAAGGCAAGUAUGAAUAUGUGGCAUUUAGACUAGUGUUUUUAACUGUUUUACAACUAUUUUGUUCUUCAAUUUAAUUUAAGUUCAUUGUAUACAUGAUUUUAAGAUUUUAAUUUAAUUUAAGUAAAUGAACAUUAACUCCCUUUUUUGUUUGAUACUUUGAUUAUUUAUUUGCUAAAAGCAACUCAAGAUCCGUACAUAUAAAAACAUCAAUUAUGAUAUUUAUAUGUAUAGGCCUACUGCAAUUAGGUAAUGCAUGUUUCUCUAUAUUAAGGCAUUUCAAGAGAACAAUAUAUCUACACUUUUUAACCUGUUUAAAAAUAUUAACAUUAUUGUUCUUGUGAGUUUAAGGGACUCAAAUAAUACAAAAUGACACGACUUGGCCCCAAUGGAAGAUAUGAAUCAACAAAAGCCACAAACUUUAGCAGGAAUGAGUAAUUUUACAUAUGUUAAAAACCUAAUUUUUUCUGUAAGCUUUGAACUAUUUGUAUUGUGAUCACAUUUACAUAACAGUGGUAACAAAGACAUUAAAAGCAAUAAGAAAUGGUCAUUAACGAAUGCCCAAUGACAAAUAAAUGGCAACUAAGUCCUGAAUCGAUCUUUCUAAACACCACCUUCAUUGUUGAGUUUUAAUUUGUAGUAUUAUUGUAACAUGUCAACAAUUUAUCUUGUACUUAAGUUUUAAAUUGAAUACCUAUUUGAUUGUUUACCAUACUAUUAGGUUGUAAUAGUAGAACCUCUCUUAACUGUAGUUCAAAAUAGUUUUGCUGUUUUAUAGAAGGUAGCUUAAGUUAACUAAGCUACAUUAACACGCUGUGUGCGGCCGUUCCCAAUCGGGUACGGUACUUGGCCCCCGUAAGAUGCGGGGUAAUUGAAAGUUAAAGUUGCUUGACCGGGAAUGCUCGGCAAUGCUUUUCGUAUAUCUUUGUUUUUGCUCUAGCGUCGGUUGAAGGCAAAUCUAUACCACGUUAGCGUGUAGUGUGUGACUUGCUUUUUGUUGUGGUGUAGGUUGGCAGUAAAUUUCCCCGUAAAAUCCCCAUCUGGCAAGCUUAAAAAUCAAUUGUUUGUCCCGUCUUUCUCCCUCCAAUUGGGAAUACAAUGGGACCGGCUAUGUUCCAAGCAGUGAUGCUAUCUGUGGGUGUUUUAGCGAACUACGUUGACUCUCUUCGUAAAGUAGGACAUCACCGUACGUUAUUUGCUAUUCCUCAGACCAAAAUUUGAAAGCCAAUCACCUGGCAAUCCGGUUUGUUCGACGCUGCGGGCUGCGGCGCAAUGGGGCUACACCUGCCAUCUGAUGGACCGCAGCGAACGUGUUAAGUCAUUUCUAAAAUCACUGCUGUACAUUAUUUUCCUCAUUAUAGAAUGAAUAGACUCCGGAUUGCGAAGAAUAACUAAUAAUAGUGGUUUAAAUACCUGAUUCUGGCAAUCCAAUUGUUGUAUUCCACAACUAGUUUCGACCUCCUAUCAUCAAGGAUGAUUACUUCACAUGAAGGUCGUCAGGAUUAAAAAUUUUUGACACAUACACAAACUCAAACACAUAGCGCAUACACACAUACAGCCGAUAAAAUAAAAUUGUAAACACGAGCGAACCGGUGUCGGUAAUGCUAAUGCGGAAGUUUGGUCUAGACAUUUCUCGUCUAGAGGUCUAAAGAUGAUGACCUCUUAGCAGGUCGAAACUAAUUGUGGAAUACAACAAUUGGAUUCAGGUAUUUAAAUCACUAUUGUUAGUGUAUAUUAUGGCUAAAGUGACACAUUUUGCCCUAAAAUUUAACUGGAUCAAUAUGUACUAACUUCACUAAAUUACUUAUAGGUUAUAGUGUUUUUUUCCAGCUAAGAGAGGGAUCUACUGAGUUUAAUUUAUUGUGACUGUGCAUUAAUGUGUCUUAUUUUUAAGAGCAUGUUUUAGUUUUAAAAUAUAGAUUUUGUGUAACAACUGUACAUUCAUACGACAAUAUAAAAGUACAACCUGUAAAUAAUUUUGAGCUUAACUACUUAGAACAAAUACUUGUUAUACAAUGUAUAGAAUUGUAACUCCCACUUGUAUGUGUAGUUUGGUACUGUUAUUAAACUUAUAAUCUUUACAU